AAGCCUGGACAUCACAGACAACAGAAGGUGAAGAGGUCUCUGGGAAACAAAAAGUCUAAGCAAUGUGAGGAGGUGGAAACCACUGGCCUAGGACUGCACAGUAACUAUGAUGAGACAACCAGCAAUGUUUCUUCUGCCUCACCUGAGAGUCAAGUGAAUGGAAGCACAGAGUCUAGAAGCAAGAGGACCAUUCGCAGGCCUGCAUACUGGCUGGAAAUGAGAGGAAUAAAAAACAGUACUAAGAAAUCUUCAGAAAAGAAAGGAGAAGUACAACUGAAAGGCAAGAGGAAAUCUGAGCAAGGGCAAGGCGAAGAUCUUAAGGAUUCUCCCAAGAAGAAGCAGAAGAUUUUGGGAAAGAAACAGCAAGAUGGAACACAACAAAACUCCAAAACUAAAAGCCGCUGUUCUAAGAAAGAACCAGAAACCUAUGGUGCAGGUAGCAUAGAAGAGCAGUGGUCUUUGGAAAUUCAGGACAAAGGUCGAGUUACCUGUCCAACAUGCCGGGCUGUGGUGAGAAAGACUGUAGAAGGACUGAAGAAACACAUGGUAAAUUGCAGGCAGGAAUUUUUCACAUGUCAUCACUGUGGGAAGCAGCUGAAGUCCUUAGGAGGGAUGAAAUACCAUGUCAUGGCAGAUCAUAACAAUCAGCCACUCGUGAAAGAAGGAGGAGAGCUGGAUGAGCAGCUUGAGCGGGAUCGUCUUCGGAAGGUUCUGAAGCGAAUGGGAAAGCUGAAGUGCACAAGGGAGGGCUGCACAGGGAGCUUCACAAGCAUAAUGGGAUACCUAUAUCAUGUGAAAAAAUGUGGGAAGGCUGCUUCUGAGCUGGAGAAGAUGGCUAUGAAGUGCCACCACUGUGGAAAAGCAUACAAAUCAAAGGCAGGGCUUGUCUACCACCUGCGAUCCAAGCACGGGCCAGUCACUUUCCUCCAUGAGGAGAGAAGAACAGAGAGCUUGAGGGAAGCAAAACGGGAGCCAAGUGACACGGGCAGAGUUCAAAGGAGAUCUGCAAAGGUGGCAAUCUACUAUCUCCAUGAGCUAGCUGGAGAAGAGCUGGCCAAAGAAUGGCCCAAGAGAAAGGUUCUGCAGGACUUGAUUCCAGAUGACCGGAAGCUGAAAUACACUCGACCUGGGUUGCCAACGUUCAGUCAAGAUGUUCUGUGCAAGUGGAAAACAGAGAUAAAGAUGUACCGAAGAGUCCACUGCCCAAAUGAGGGUUGUGAAUCUGUGUAUGGCAGUGUCUCAGGACUCAAAUCGCACCUUGGCACGUGUACCUUGGGAGACUUCGUGGCUGGUAAAUACAAGUGUCUCCUGUGUGACAAGGAGUUCAUUUCAGAGAGUGGGGUCAAGUAUCACAUCAACUCUGUGCAUUCUGAGGACUGGUUUGAUGUGAACACAACUACGACCAAAAGCUUUGAGAAGCUCAUGAAAAUCCGCCAAAGAGAAGAGCAGAAGAAGCAACGGAAGAAACGUCCUUUGACCCGGAGCAAAAAGAAGAGAACUGGGACCCUGGCUGCCAAGAAGCUUCCCACUGCUGGAGCUGAAAAAAUGAGGAGUAAGAGAGGUCGUCCACGGCAGGUGGACAAUGAGAGUGUGAGCAGUGAUGAGGGGGAGCCCCAGAUUGCACAGAGAGCCGAAAUUCCAAAAACCAGCCGCAAGCGAGGCCGGAAGUAAACCCCUGGAAGAUAAGGAGUAAUCCUAAAGCUUUUCAGUUACAAGCCCCACUCCAGUCAGUCUCAUAACCCACAGC
Molecule: messenger RNA, 1747 nt
Organism: Chaetura pelagica (chimney swift)
Lineage: Eukaryota; Metazoa; Chordata; Aves; Apodiformes; Apodidae
Gene: ZNF512
Product: zinc finger protein 512
Exons: 13
Coding region: 217-1671 (484 amino acids)
Molecular function (GO): zinc ion binding
Source: RefSeq, a predicted model, not a curated record